AUGGGACUGUGGAAGAACAUUGAGAUAUCCAAAGAAUUGAUGAAUGUAACAAAUCUUGGGGGAAAAGUUGAAGCUGAUAAAAUAUCAAAGGAGAUCUCUACACCUUUGUAUCCAGAAAAUUAUCCAGGAGGGCGGGAGAUUUUUUGGAUCAUCCAAUCACAGGGCUUGUCUGUCAUCAUACUACAGGUCAUCAACAUUGAACUUUGUGGUUCAGAUUUUAUCACUGUGAAAGAUGGUGAACAUCCCUUAGCAACCACUUUGAUGACCUUGACCUCAUCAAGUAUAUCAGGGAUCAUGACAUUGUCAACAGGCAACAAGAUGUACGUCUACAUGAAACUUGAUGAGCAUCUGAAAUGUAAAGGGGUACUGAUGCGAUACAAGACAGGAUGUGAUUUGAAGAUCAGAAGCGAUAGAGGAACAAUAUUCAGUCCUGGUUAUGGUGUGACUAAUUACCCUCCAGUUCUACAGUGUUCCUGGCUGAUACAAAGUGAGAAUGAUCAGCCUCUUCUUCUAAGGUUUAACGAUUUCAGACUGCAGGAUAAAGACUUUGUACAGGUAUACCUUGGUAACAAUACAGCUUCCUCCCCAGUACAUUCAGGGUUGGGAUUCACUGGGAGCAUGGUCCCAUCUGAUGUCAUAUCUAAAACUGGAACCAUAUUUAUCACCAUGACAACCAGUGCCACAGGGAAUUCUAAAGGUUUCCACGCAUCCUUUACAGCAGGUUGUAGAAAUAUGAAUUCCUCCUCCCUGAAAGUAAGUCCGGGGAUCUCGGAGAUCCUCCCCCAGACUAUGGUCACUGUACAGUGUAGGACAGGGUAUUACUUACAAGAGCCGUACACAGGACAAAACCAGGUCACACUGAGGUGUCAGGAGGGAGGAACUUAUGACAAAAUCAUCCCUAUCUGUGCACAUGCAUUUUGUGGUCCCCCUCCAGUUGUUGACAAUGGUUACAUUGUGAACAGUACAGGCGUUUUUGGAGGAGACAGAGUUAUGUACCACUGUAAGAUAGGAUACUCAACAAUCAACUCGCUCACAAUCAUGUGUCAGAGUAAAGGAGUGUGGGAAACUCCUCCUACAUGUCAAGCUUCUUCUUGCCCCUCCCUACCUGUGACUGUGUUCAGAGGACAAAGGAGUACUCUCACUUGGGAUGGAGUCAGCCAUGGUUCUGUGAUCAAGUAUUCUUGUGACCGGGACUACGAGGUGCUGGGACAAUCAGUCAUCAGGUGUGACAAUGGUGCCUGGUCUCAUAAUCCUCCCACCUGUCAUAAAAUUCCCUGUCUCUCUUCUCCCGUGAACAAGGGAGCUAUAGACAAGUCUGGUAAUGUGGGACAAGGGGAGAUAAUUCAAGUGACCUGUGAUUCAGGAUUUGAAAUUCAUGGAAAACCAGAAUACAAAUGUGGAAUAGAUGAUCCUCCAUUAUGUAUAAAUAUUGAUGAGUGUAACAUCUCUAAUGGAACAGUCUGUGAUCAGAUUUGUACGGACACAAUAGGGGGGUAUAUGUGUUCAUGUACGGAGGGCUAUAAACUUACUGGAAGCAGAAACAACAGGUGUGAAAAUAUUGAUGAAUGCCAGGAGAGUAAUGGUUUCUGUGAUGGAGGGUGUGUGGACACACCAGGGUCCUACUACUGUACCUGCCCCCAGGGCCAGGAACUGUACACCUACAAUGGGCAGAAUGAUCUGGUCCUCCCCACCAUGGAGACUGGUCUGGAGCCACAUCAUCGCUACCACAUUAACCAUUCUUGUGUGGCUAUUGAGUGUUCUGUUCCAACCUACUCCAUUCCUAAUGGUCUGGCCUUGACCCUAGAAACCAAGUUCUUCUACGGAGAUGAGGUCACCUACAUGUGUAACCUAGGUUACAUGAUCAAAGGAACAGGACUAGCUACUUACAAAAUAAGCUGUCAGAUCGAUGGCUCAUGGUCUGAUAUAGAACCCAUCUGUGAGAUUGUGAGAUGCCCCCUGGAUGUGACCAGUGAUCCAGGUGUCCUCCCAAACACUUCCGUGACCUACGGACAGUUCUAUCAUCUCCAGUGUGACAUGCCUGAUGGGAACAUUGUAUCAAGGAGGAGGCAGUGUACCUAUAAUGUUAAUUCUGGGAGGUACCAAACUGAGGGGGAUCCAUUUUCUUGUCCUAAAGUGAACUGUGGAACACCUCAGUCUGUAAAGGGAUCUAACCCUUACCUGUACAGCUGUUCACUUUAUGGAUGUACCUUUGAGUUUACCUGUCGGUCAGUGUACACAAGGGCAGGUAACUCUUCACAAGGAGGGUCGGUGGUCACCUGUGCAAAAGAUGGACGCUGGGACUUUGGUGACCUUCACUGCACCAAUGGUGUAUGCCCUGAUCCCGGCUACCCCUCUGGGGGAUAUUCCUACACAGCUUCCCAUGAAGAGGAUGGCCUUGUAUAUUACACAUGUCAGAGAGCAGGCUACAGAGCAAAGGACAUCUACCCCAUCCUGUGUUCAGAGGUCAACGGUCAACUGAGGUGGAACUCUUCUGAUGUGAAGGUCACUCAUGAGUGUGUAGAUGUUCAGAGUCCAGUAAUGACCAAAUGCCCAUCCCUGGAUAUCACAGUAACCAAAUAUGAAGGAGCAAACUCUACCAUUCCUGUCUUUUCUGACAACAGUGGAGCCAUAGCUAGAGUUUUGGUGACUCCCUUUAACUAUCAACCUGGUCAGGCAAUUACACAAGAGACACUGAUUACAUAUGCAGCAUUUGACCAACAGGGAAAUAGCAUCACUUGCUCUUUUUUGGUAAAGAUUAAAGAUGAGUUUCCUCCCCUGUUGUCAUGUAAACCAUCCAGGACUAUCCUGAUCCCAGAUGAGUCUGGUUUGGUGACUGUUGACCCCUUGGACUUUAUCAGCAGUGUAGAACAAGGAGCCCAGACAUCAACUAACACAGGGAUACUGAGGCUGACUGCUGCAGACAUCAAUACAGUUAGGACCACUCAAAUCAGAGCCACUGAUCCAUCAGGGAAUACAGCUUCCUGUGCUGUCCAGGUCAAGGUUGAAGCUUCAAAGUGCCAGGCCUGGACCCUCUCUAUUACACAUGGCCAGAAGGUCUGCUCUCAGAAGACAGGAAAUGCAGGGAUAGAUUGUGUGUUUACUUGUGACUCAGGAUAUGUGUUUGCUGAGGACAUAAACAGAAAAUCUGUCACUGUGUCCUGCUUCAGUGGUGGAGAUUGGGACAGAGCUGCUCCUACAUGUCAGGAGUAUACCAGUACAGUCUACAGACAAAGUUUCCUCCUACAGUACCUGAUGGGGGCACUAGUGGACACAUCCUGUACCUCAGUGUACCAGUCUCAGCUCAACACCCAGUGGGACACCCUGACCUCUCAGUUACAGACCCUCUGUCAGACGGGAUCCAAUUACAGUAUCAUUAUCAUCACCCCUCAGGACAACAACUACCCACGAUUCCAAGUUUUCUACAAUGAGGGGUCUUCACCAAACUCAGUCUUUGUGACCAUAAACAUGGAAAUUGCCCCAUCUGGAUUGAUGGAUUUGGCCUACACUUCUUGUGCCCAGAAAAUAGAAAAUGCAUUCAUGACAAGGAGUAGCUCUGUAGGAACAAUGUAUCAGCUUUAUUCAUCAGGAUCCUGCCCUGCAUCAACCAACCAGCAGUUUGUGCAAACUCAGUUCUCCAACUUCCUUUGUUCUGGUUACCAGGGGACACAGAGAAAUAACACUGAGGGCAAAACAUACUGUGUGACCUGUCCUUUAGGGUAUUACACUAAGGACAAGAGGACAUGUACCCCCUGCCCAUCUGGAACUUACCUGGAUAGAGGAAACUUUGACAACUGCUUCAGUUGUCCAAACAACACCAAUAGUAGGAGGACUGGUCUAUCACGUCAAGAGGACUGUUAUUUGAGCUGUCCUCCUGGUUUUGUGUCCGCUAGUGGACAGGCUCCCUGUUCUGAGUGUGGCGUUAAUACAUACUCCUCUAAUGGUCAGUCCUGUACAACUUGUCCUAGUAACACACUGGCUACUAAAACUGGCUCAGCUUCCAAAGCGGAAUGUUUAGAUUACUGUUCAGCAGGGUAUUACUCACCUAGUGGAGCCGUCCCCUGUAGGCCCUGCCCCAGGAAUUACUACCAGCCCUCACAGGGGGCCACAUCCUGUAUUGAAUGUGGAUCACAUCAGGUUACACAGAACCUCGCACAAACCUCUUCUGUCAGUUGUGUGGAUGGAAUGAGUUCCCUUUGUCAGCCCAGUCCCUGUCAGAAUGGAGGAGUGUGUGCGGUCAUCAGACAUGAUUUCUACUGCAGCUGUCCUCAGUACUACUCUGGGAAGAGAUGUGAAGUAUUCAUGAACCCCUGUUCCUUCAUACCAUGUUUCAAUAAUGGACUUUGCUCUUUCAACUCUUCAACAGCUGAAGGAUAUACUUGUGAUUGUCAGGCCAGGCACAGUGGACCAAGAUGUGGAGAGGAUUUGAAUGACUGCAGUUUCAGUCCCCCCUUUGUCCCUUGUAAAAAUGGGGGCCAGUGUCGAGAUCAUAAUGGAGGAUAUCAGUGUUUCUGUCCCUCUUACACAGGAUACACAGGGACCAUCUGUACAGUACCUGAUCAGCCCUGUGCCAGUUCCCCUUGUAAAAAUGGAGCCUCUUGUGUAGAAGAGGGAGUGAUCAGACACAAAUGUAUAUGUUUGCCUGGGUACACAGGGGAAGACUGCAGCAUAGAUAUUGAUGAGUGCACCAGUAAUCUCUGUGUCAAUGGUGGAUCUUGUGUGGACAAAGUCAAUGGAUUUUCCUGUACGUGCGUGACUGGUUACUCUGGGGAUUUCUGUCAGAUCCGGUCCUGGGAAGCUGUGUGUACCCCCUCAUCAUGCCAGGGAGGGACUUGUGUGGAUGAUUACCUCAAUAACAAGGCUAUCUGUGUGUGUACUGGAGGACACAGGCUCAAUGAUACCCAGUGUGAACUGUUGAACUAUUGCUCCACUAAUCUUUGUGAAAAUGGAGGUCAAUGUAUUCCCCAGUAUGCAGGCUAUGUGUGUGCAUGUCUCCCAGGGUAUGGUGGACCUAGAUGCCAGUUUGAUGUUAAUGAAUGUUCCAAAAAUCCUUGUAAAAAUGGAGGACAGUGCCUAAAUCAAGUCAAUGGAUACAAGUGCAACUGUAUCCAGCCUGGAACAGGAGGUCCGAACUGUGAAGACAUGAAGAAUGACUGUUUACCAAAUCCAUGUAAUGUCAGCCAUUCGGAUUACUGUAUGGACCUGCUGAAUGACUUCUACUGCCAAUGUCAUGUAGGGUACAGAGGAAAAACCUGUGAUGUAAGAGAUGUUGAUUGCCAAAGUUUCCCCUGUCAGCAUGGGGGGAUCUGUACACAAACAGGAGCCCUGUAUAACUGUACCUGUCUGUCAGGGUGGGAGGGGGACAGGUGUGAAAGGGUGGUGGACAGGUGCUCAACCUCACCUUGUCAGAAUGGUGGACAAUGUGUCAACACGAUUGAUAAACAUGUCUGCUUAUGCCUGAGUGGUUUCCUUGGUGAAAACUGUGAGAUGACCUAUGACCUUUGUAAUCUAGCCAAUCCCUGUGUUGGUCCAGGAAGUAACUGCUCUGUUAAGAAUGAGACGUUUCAUUGUGAUUGCUCUCCAGGAUACACAGGGUCUGGAUGUCACCUUCCAUUAACUUCCUGUGAGAACACCGUAUGUCUUAAUGGUGGGUCCUGCCAGGCGUCGGACGGACGAGUCAGAUGUACCUGCAUACCAGGUUAUACAGGGUCCCAGUGUGAGACUAAUAUUGAUGACUGUAUUUCUGCUAUCUGUCCAGCUAAUUCCAGGUGUGUGGACGGAAUCAACUCGGUCUCUUGUGUCUGUACAGAGGGCAGAAUUGGAGAAUUCUGUGACAAAAAUGUAACUCAGACUUUUGAUUUGAUCAUUGAACCAAGCAAUACUUGUGGCACACAAAAUGAAGUCAAACCAGAAUCGUCCAUAUUUUCUCUGAAUUCAACCAAUUUCUCCAUCUCACUGUGGCUUCGAUACACAGAUAAAUCCAGGCCAGGACCAAUUAUCUCCCUUUAUACAUUGAUGGAUAAAAGUUUUAUACCGGUUGAGUUUAUUGAGAUGAGAUCCAGUGGUACAGCUGUCACUAUCGAGUCCACAGCUGUGUACCUCUCUUAUGGAUCUAAGAGUAUAAUGGAUGGAUUAUGGCAUCAUGUGGCCUUAUGCUGGACUAGUGGAUUAGACACUGCCAGUAAGAUGGGUGUGGUCACCAUAUACAUUGAUAACCUGCUGGCUGCUAAACAGGAACAUUUUGCCACAGGGAAGCAGUUACCUCCAUGGGGUUGGUUGGUAUUGGGAGGACGAUAUGACCAAUCAAACAAUAUCAUCUUGAGAAGUAAUGCUUUCAUUGGUCGCUUGAGUCAGCUUUACUUGACAAAGUCAGACCUGAGUACUGAGAUUUCCAUUCUUUAUAACAAGACACACUUUAUACCGAGUCAGUUGAUCCACAACCCUAUCACAGAUAUCAUAGAGAACAACAGAGCAUUUGUGGACUACCAGAGUCAGCUUCUAGCUUCUGUGUGCAGAACAGCAGACAAUUGUAUCAAGGAAUUUGAUGCUUCGCAAUACCCAUCUAUGAAGCAGUGUCCUGGUGACCAGCUGCUGGUAACAGAAAGAUCUGCAUUUCCAACGUGGGUGGAGGCCUCCUUUAUAAAUGCCAACCAGGUUAAAAACACCCAGCAGUCAGGAGCUCAGAGGUUACCCUGGGGAUUCUAUGAGAUUUCCUCAGCAGGAUUUGAUGCCAGUGGAAAUGCAGCUGUGUGCUCAUUUGUGCUUUAUAAUCGAAGAGUUGCUUAUGGAGCCGUGCUUCCUGAUGCUCCAUACAAGGGAGCUAAAUCCUGCACGUCACUGAAAGAUGGAGAAAGAUGUUCCACCAUUUGUUUACAGCCUAACCAUGCAAUCAGUCAACCAGGCCCUAAGUACUACAGCUGUAACAUGUAUAAUUUGUUUGACUCUGUCCAUCGAUUGCAGCCCUUUGUCUUUCCUCCUUGUGCUGCUUUCACCAGCAGACUUGUGGAUCUGACAAUGACAGUGGAAUUAACUCUGACAGAGAGGUGUGGCCAGAUUCAGGGGGAUGUGGCUUCUCUGGCUAAGUCCCGCCUCUCAACCAUCAGUGCUCUGUGGCAGAGGGGGUUAUGUGGCUAUGGAGUAUGUUCUAAUGUUAGUGUCACUUGUCCACCAGAACCAACAGGUGCCCCUUAUCUCACGGCCAUCUUCUCAUCCAUCAGUGAAUAUUUAACAAACGGGCAGUCGGUAACUUCACAUGUUAAAGACAUUUUGGUAACAGAGUUUGCAGACAAACGCACCUUUGACUUCAUGAUAAACAACUUUUCAGAUCCUUCAUAA
This is a messenger RNA of Saccostrea echinata, 7332 nucleotides long. RefSeq names its product sushi, von Willebrand factor type A, EGF and pentraxin domain-containing protein 1-like. Gene Ontology annotation, molecular function: calcium ion binding. The coding region runs from base 1 to 7332 and encodes 2443 amino acids. Gene Ontology annotation, biological process: establishment or maintenance of epithelial cell apical/basal polarity; heterophilic cell-cell adhesion. The record is from RefSeq and is a predicted model, not a curated record. The transcript is spliced from 44 exons. Gene Ontology annotation, cellular component: plasma membrane; protein-containing complex. NCBI's taxonomy places the organism in Eukaryota, Metazoa, Mollusca, Bivalvia, Ostreida, Ostreidae.